Molecule: messenger RNA, 1169 nt
Organism: Callorhinchus milii (elephant shark)
Lineage: Eukaryota; Metazoa; Chordata; Chondrichthyes; Chimaeriformes; Callorhinchidae
Product: transmembrane protease serine 9
Exons: 6
Coding region: 77-940 (287 amino acids)
Biological process (GO): proteolysis
Molecular function (GO): serine-type endopeptidase activity
Source: RefSeq, a predicted model, not a curated record
AGUGCAGGAGUUGUUCAGGAGAAAAUAUAUAUUUCAUGCAGUGAAUCUCCUUUGCUCUGAUCGCAAACAGUGACAAAUGGAAGGAAAUAUUGAAGCACCGAAGGCAGAGGCAAUCAAAACACAGACACUGACAUACAGACAUUGGAAGAUUCUUGCAAUAGUUUUAUUUUCAGUGUCUUUUUUGUUAUUGGGGCUAGCUGUUGCUGUUACAAUGUAUCUUUACUUCCCUGUCCAGUGCACUGAUAAUGAAGCUUGUAGAAACAGUCGUGAUUUUGCAGGCUGUGGUUGCGGAAGACAAAAAGUAGUAACUCACCGAAUAGUAGGAGGAUUGAGUACAACAGACGGCGAGUGGCCUUUUCAAGUGAGUCUGCAACAUCACGGGCAACACUUCUGUGGAGCAACACUAGUAUCCUGCAGGUGGAUUGUCUCGGCUGCACACUGUUUUGAGAACAGGAAUGAGGAUUCUUUGACUGCAGUCUUUGGUGUGCAUUAUUUGAAUAAGGAAAUGAAUCCAAAUGUUCAGAUUCGAACUAUCCGGAAAAUAAUCAUUCAUCCCGAUGCAAACUUUUCUACAACUGAUUAUGAUGUUGCUCUACUGGAGUUGACUACACCCAUUCAUUAUACAGACUUUGUCCAACCAGCUUGCCUGCCUCCAGCGACACCAUUGUUUACUGAUGGUCAAUACUGCAUAAUUAUUGGGUGGGGAAAAAUAUCUGAAAAUGGAGCCUCCAGUAAUGAACUUUUGAAGACGGAAGUUAAGCUUUUCAACAAUAGUGAUUGUGAAGCCUUAACAUCCCAAACGAUAACUAGGCAGAUGAUGUGUGCAGGGGUCCUAGAAGGUGGCAAAGAUACGUGCCAGGGAGAUUCUGGAGGACCUUUGCUGUGCCAAGAUGUGGAUUCUCGGCUUGGAUAUUGGCAGGAAUUGUUUCCGGUGGAAUAGGUUGUGCAAGACCUAAUCUUCCAGGAAUAUAUGCAAAGACCACUGCCUUCAGUAAUUGGAUUACUGAAAUCAUAAAUGGAUGAAAAUUGUGACCCUGUAUUCUCAUGAAACGUGAUGUUCUCAAUAGGCUUAAAUUACCUGUGAGAUGGGCGAUUGAAUUGAUUGUGGUUAGACUGAAUGAUUGUAACAAAAUACCAGGGGGCAAAAUUACUCCCAAAGACUAUUUUAA